Messenger RNA from Penicillium malachiteum, 777 nucleotides. RefSeq lists its product as uncharacterized. NCBI's taxonomy places the organism in Eukaryota, Fungi, Ascomycota, Eurotiomycetes, Eurotiales, Aspergillaceae. Bases 1 to 777 code for a protein of 258 amino acids. The transcript is spliced from 4 exons. The record is from RefSeq and is a predicted model, not a curated record.
AUGGAUUCCCUUAUCUCCCCCCGUGCAGACACACUGCAUCAACUCACACAAACCCUCUAUGACGUUGGCGUAGUCCACGUUCGAGGCACUCCUGCCUCUGGAAAAACCGUUCUAGCGCGUCUUUUGCAGGAGCAUUAUGAGCGCAACAAUAUCACUGCUCUGUACUUCGAAAAUUGGAAAGCCCCAGGAAGAUAUGAGUUCAAAAUCAUGAGCGCUGGCUUCAAACAGGACUCCCAAUUCGGUCAGCCAACCUAUAUUCAGGAAGGCGACUAUGUGAUUAUUAUCGACAAUGCAGAGACAUCCUUCGACGAUAUGGAGUUUUGGAAUGGCCUUGUGAAGAAGGCACUGAAGCGCGAAUGCAAGGUCCAGAUAUGUCUUCUCUCGCGAUAUGGAUGUCCCAUUUCAGGAACCGAUCAAGAUCCCUACUCUCUCCUUAAUGCUGGACGUUUUCUCCCCCAACACCGAGUAUCUAUCCUGCCAUCUCGUAUGGAUAGUGCACCCCCUUUCGGUCUCUAUUUCACGCGCCAAGAGUUUGAUGAUGUCGUUCGCCGCUACUCUGCAUACUCAUAUUGGAACCCGCAGCUCCGUUUGGAGGGAACAGCAAAGGACACAAUUUUCGAUAUCACCAGAGGUCACCCUGGAGCGGUCGUCUCGAUUCUUCGGACACUUCAAGAGGACUACCGCGAGGAGCUCGGAGAUCCCUCAUUCAAAUUUCUUUCACCGAAUUCCCAGCCCUCAAUUCAAACGUUCCCUCCCCGGACCCACGGUGUCCCUUGA